AUGCCUCCUAGAGAAGAUUGGGAAGAAUACAAGAAAAUUAAUAAUGAUGAUAAGCCAGAAGAAAAUAUUAUUCCUUUAGAUGAAGACGAUAUCUCUCUAUUGAAAACAUAUGGAACAGGACCAUAUCAUGAUCUUUUAUCUAAAAUUGAUGCAGACAUCAAAGAACUGCAGAAGAAAGUGAACGAAGUAUUAGGAGUUAAAGAAGCAGAAAUGGGUGUUUUAGAUAGGCGUUUUUGGGAUCUUGCUAAGGAUAGACAACGUAUGUCUGAAGAAGAACCUUUACAAGUUGCACGUUGCACAAAAAUUAUUCAGAAUAAAGAUGAUUUAGAGGCAAAUAAAUAUGUUAUUAAUGUUAAGCAAAUUGCAAAAUUUGUUGUUAAACUUGGGGAUAGAGUAAGUCCUACUGAUAUCGAAGAAGGAAUGCGAGUUGGUGUUGAACGCCAAAAAUACGCUAUACAGCUACCGUUACCUCCAAAAAUUGAUCCCUCUGUGACUAUGAUGCAAGUAGAAGAUAAACCAGAUGUUACAUAUAACGAUAUUGGUGGUUGUAAAGAACAGAUAGAGAAGUUGAGAGAAGUAGUCGAACUUCCUCUUCUUUCUCCAGAAAGAUUUGUAAACCUUGGAAUUGAUCCUCCUAAAGGGAUCAUGCUUUACGGUCCUCCAGGAACAGGGAAAACUUUGUGUGCCAGAGCAGUGGCAAAUAGAACAGAUGCAACGUUUAUUCGAGUAAUUGGAUCUGAAUUGGUUCAGAAAUAUGUAGGCGAAGGUGCACGAAUGGUCCGAGAACUUUUUGAAAUGGCUCGUGCAAAAAAAGCAUGUAUUAUUUUUUUUGAUGAAGUCGAUGCUAUUGGUGGUACUCGUUUUGAUGAUGGUGCUGGUGGAGAUAAUGAAGUACAACGGACAAUGCUUGAAUUAAUCACUCAAUUGGAUGGAUUUGAUCCACGUGGAAAUAUUAAGGUAAUGUUUGCGACAAAUCGCCCAGACACAUUAGAUCCAGCCCUUUUACGACCAGGACGAAUUGACAGAAAAGUCGAGUUUAAUUUGCCAGAUUUAGAAGGACGCACAAAUAUUUUAAAGAUCCAUACACGGUCCAUGUCUGUAAGUAGAGAUAUUCGCUGGGAACUCAUUUCCAGACUCUGUCCAAACACAACAGGCGCUGAAUUACGUUCUGUUUGUACUGAAGCAGGAAUGUUUGCUAUCAGGGCUCGUCGAAAAAUAGUUAUAGAAAAAGAUUUUCUUGAAUCUGUUAAUAAAGUAAUUAAGGGUAAUCAGAAAUUUAGUUCUACGUCUCAAUAUCUUCAAUUUCAGUAA
This is a messenger RNA of Pneumocystis jirovecii RU7, 1311 nucleotides long. Its product is annotated as 26S protease regulatory subunit 7. Gene Ontology annotation, cellular component: proteasome regulatory particle, base subcomplex. Gene Ontology annotation, biological process: proteasome-mediated ubiquitin-dependent protein catabolic process. Lineage: Eukaryota; Fungi; Ascomycota; Pneumocystomycetes; Pneumocystales; Pneumocystaceae. The record is from RefSeq and is a predicted model, not a curated record. Bases 1 to 1311 code for a protein of 436 amino acids. Gene Ontology annotation, molecular function: ATP hydrolysis activity; proteasome-activating activity; ATP binding. The transcript is spliced from 8 exons.